Messenger RNA from Periophthalmus magnuspinnatus, 7171 nucleotides. RefSeq names its product sidekick cell adhesion molecule 2b (gene sdk2b). The transcript has 46 exons. Gene Ontology annotation, molecular function: protein binding. The coding region runs from base 10 to 6753 and encodes 2247 amino acids. NCBI's taxonomy places the organism in Eukaryota, Metazoa, Chordata, Actinopteri, Gobiiformes, Gobiidae. The record is from RefSeq and is a predicted model, not a curated record.
UUUGGGACCAUGUCGGCGGGAUCCUGGGGCAGAUCAAUGUGGCGCGCAACAUGGAUUUUAUUUUUCUCGUCUCUCAUCCGCUCCACGCCAGCUCAAGAUGAUGUGCCGCCGUACUUUAAAACGGAGCCAGUGCGAAGUCAGUUGCACCUGGAGCGUAACAGGCUGGUGUUGACCUGUAUGGCAGAGGGCAGCUGGCCCCUAGAGUUCAAAUGGAUCCACAACAACACGGAGCUGACGCGUUUUUCACUGGAGUACAGAUACCUAAUACCCUCUCUGGACCGCUCGCAUGCCGGGUUCUACAGAUGUAUCGUCAGGAACAGAGUGGGGGCACUGCUGCAGAGACGAACAGAAGUCCAGGUGGCAUUCAUGGGCAGUUUCGAGGAGGGCGAGCGUGCUCAGUCCGUCUCCCAGGGCGACGGAGCAGUGAUCCCCGCUCCACGGAUCCGGAGUUAUCCACAACCUCAGGUCACAUGGUACAGAGACGGACGCAAGAUCCCUCCCAGCAGCCGAAUUGCAAUUACUCUGGACAACACACUGGUCAUCCUGUCUGCGGUGGCUCCAGACGCAGGACGAUACUAUGUCCAAGCUGUAAACGACAAGAACGGAGAGAACAAGACCAGCCAGCCCAUCACCUUAUCUGUGGAGAAUGUGGGAGGCCCCGCUGACCCCAUCGCUCCAACUAUAGUGAUCCCGCCGAGGAAUACGAGUGUGGUGACAGGAACAUCGGAGGUUACUAUGGAGUGUGUGGCCAAUGCAAGGCCUUUGAUCAAACUGAGCAUCACGUGGAGGAAAAACGGCGUGAUCGUGAACACGGGUCUGAGCGAUUUUAGCCGCAGACUGACCAUCCUGAGCCCCCUGGUGAGCGACGCCGGGUACUACGAGUGUGAGGCCAUUCUCCGCAGCAGCAGCGUGCCUUCUGUCAGCGCUGGAGCCUAUCUGCACGUGCUGGAACCACCCCAGUUUGUAAAGGAACCUGAGAAGCACAUCACCGCGGAGAUGGAGAAGGUGGUGGAUAUUCCCUGUCAGGCCAGAGGGGUCCCACAGCCCGACAUGGUUUGGUACAAAGACGCUGCGCCCAUCGACCCGGUAAAGACGCCCAGGUACAGAGUGCUAGCGGGGGGGAGUCUACAGGUGAACGGCCUCCUGCCUGAUGACACGGGAAUGUUCCAAUGUUUCGCUCGGAAUGGGGCCGGAGAGGUGCAGACCAACACAUACCUGGCUGUAACAAGUAUCGCUCCGAAUAUUACGGCCGGACCCUCGGACAGCACCGUGAUCGAUGGGAUGUCGGUCAUCUUACACUGCGAGACAUCCGGAGCCCCCCGGCCGGCGAUCACCUGGCAGAAAGGUGAGCGCGUGUUAGCCAGCGGAUCUGUGCAGCUACCCAGGUUUACGUUGCUGGAAUCGGGAAGUCUGCUGAUCUCGCCCUCCCAUAUCUCGGACGCCGGGACCUACACGUGCAUGGCCAGUAACUCCAGGGGGAUCGACGAGGCCUCCGCUGACCUCGUGGUGUGGGCUCGAACCCGCAUCACCACCCCCCCUCAGGAUCAGAGCGUUAUCAAAGGCACCAAAGCAGUUCUGACCUGCGGAGUGACCCACGACCCCAGUGUUUCUGUCAGACACGUUUGGGAGAAGGAGGGCGUGGUCAUAAACGUCCAGUCUAUUCCGAGGAUGAAGCUGGACACGGACGGGACGCUGCACAUUUCCCAAACCUGGUCCGGAGACAUCGGGACCUACACCUGUAGAGUCACGUCUGUGGGAGGGAACGACUCUCGCAGCGCCCACCUAAGAGUCAGGCAGCUGCCCCAUGCUCCGGAGAAUCCCACGGCCGUGCUGAGCGCCUCGGAAAAGAGAGCCAUCGACCUGAACUGGAACAAGCCUUUUGAUGGGAACAGUCCCCUCAUCCGCUACAUCCUGGAGGUGUCGGAGAACAACGCUCCGUGGGCCAUCCUGCUGGCUAACAUCGAGCCGGAGUCCACGGCGGUGACGGUGAACGGGCUCAUCCCUGCUCGCUCCUAUCAGUUCCGCCUCUGUGCCGUUAACGACGUGGGAAAGGGACAGUUCAGCAAAGAGACGGAGAGAGUCUCGUUGCCAGAGGAACCGCCGAGCGCUCCUCCCCAAAACGUCAUCGCGAGCGGACGCACAAACCAGUCCAUCAUGAUCCAAUGGCAGCCUCCUCCUGAGAGUCACCAAAAUGGCGUCCUACGAGGCUACAACGUCAGAUAUCGUUUAACAGGGCUGCCUGUGGACUACCAAAUCAAAAAUAUCACCAGUCCAGAUGUUACAAACCUGUUACUGGAGGAUCUCAUCAUUUGGACAAACUAUGAGAUUGAAGUAGCUGCUUACAAUGGAGCGGGUCUGGGCACGUUUAGCCAUAAGGUGACUGAGUGGACACUACAAGGAGUGCCAACCAUCGCCCCCGGCAACGUCCAAGCCGAACCGGUCAACUCCACCACCAUUCGUUUUACAUGGACAGCCCCAAACCCUCAGUUCAUCAAUGGCAUCAACCAGGGCUACAAGCUACUGGCCUGGGAGCCGGGGAGAGAACAAGACGUUUCCAUGGUAACUGCGCGACCCAACUUCCAGGACAGCGUACACGUGGGGUAUGUGACAGGCCUCAAGAAGUUCUCCGAGUACUACACCUCUGUACUCUGCUUCACCACACCCGGAGAUGGACCCCGAAGCACUCCCAAACUACUCAGAACUCACGAAGACACUCCGGGCCCGGUCGGACAUCUUAGCUUUACGGAAAUCUUGGACACGUCCCUCAAAGUGAGCUGGAGUGAACCCAGUGAGAAGAAUGGAGUUCUUACAGGCUACCGUAUUUCGUGGGAGGAGUUCAACCGCACCAAUACCAGAGUGACCCACUAUAUGCCAAACGUCACUCUGGAGUACCGGGUAACGGGUCUCACCGCGCUCACCACCUACACCAUCGAAGUGGCUGGGAUGACCUCCAAAGGGCAGGGUCAGCUGUCAUCCUCCACCAUCUCCUCUGGGGUGCCCCCCGAGCUGCCCGGGCCACCCACAAACAUCGCCGUCUCCAACACGGGCCCUCGCUCCGUCACCCUGCAGUUCAAACCGGGCUACGACGGCAAAACCUCCAUCUCACGCUGGCAGGUGGAGGCGCAGGUGGGAGCGACAGGAGAGAAUGACGAAUGGGUCAUGGUGCACCAGGUUUCAAAUGAACCAGAUGCCCGAUCUUUGGUGGUCCCAGGACUCAACCCUUUCACGUUUUAUCGAUUCCGGAUGCGUCAGGUGAAUAUCGUGGGAGGCAGUCUUCCGAGUCAACCUUCCAGGAAAAUCCAGACGCUCCCAGCCCCUCCAGACAUGGCUCCCGCGAAUGUGACACUGAGAACGGCCAGUGAGACGAGUCUGUGGCUGCGUUGGAUGCCUUUGCCUGAAUGGGAGUACAAUGGAAACCCGGAGCUGGUGGGGUACAGGAUCCAAUACUCGCGGUCGGGGUCGUCGGGUCGCGCUCUGACCCACGUGAUCGCCGACCGUUUGGAGAGAGAGUUUACCAUCGAAGACCUGGAGGAGUGGACCGAGUACGAGGUCAGAGUUCAAGCCAUCAACGGCAUCGGGACGGGCCCAUGGAGCCAGCCGGUCAGGGGCAGAACCAGGGAGUCGGUCCCCUCCUGUGGUCCGACCAACGUCUCUGCCUUUGCCACCACAUCGAGCAGCAUCCUGGUGCGGUGGUUUGAAGUCCCCGAACCCGAUAGAAACGGCCUUAUCCUGGGCUAUAAGGUGGUGUACAAAGAGAAGGAUGCAGAUAACGGCGUACAUUUCUGGACAGUGGAAGGAAACGCCACCCACAGUGUACAGCUCACCGGCCUCGGAAAAUACGUGCUCUACGAGAUACAGGUUCAAGCUUUUACGCGGAUUGGAGAUGGACGACCGAGCUCCCCUCCCAUACUAGAGCGGACACUGGAUGAUGUGCCUGGGCCUCCGGUGGGGAUCCUGUUUCCCGAAGUGCGGACCACUUCAGUACGUCUCAUUUGGCAGUCCCCGUCACAACCCAAUGGCAUUAUUCUAGCCUAUCAGAUCACCUACCACCUGAACUCCACCCACAGUAAUGGAGCCACGGUGGAUGUCCUGAACCCGAGCGCUCGCCAGUACACCGUCACGAGCCUCAAACCCGAGUCCGUCUACGUGUUCAGGAUCACGGCCCAAACUCGGAAAGGCUGGGGGGAGUCUGCAGAGGCCCUGGUGGUCACUACUGAGAAGAGAGCCCGCCCCCAGCCCGCCAGUCGCCCCACGGUGCCCCAAAAGGACGUCUCGGCUCGACAGGUGCUGCUGACCUGGGAGCCUGGCAGUGAUGGUCUGUCCCCUGUCCGAUACUACACCGUCCAGCUCCGAGAACUGCCCGAGCACAACUGGACUGUCCACUCCGCCUCGGUCAACCAUGAAGCCUCCUCCUACAUAGUCACAAAGCUGAAGCCGUUCACAUCUUACCAGUUCAGAAUCAAAGCCACCAAUGACAUUGGAGACAGUGAAUACAGCGAGGAGAGUGACGCCAUCACGACUCUGCAGGAUGCUCCAGACGAGGCUCCCAGCAUCCUCUCUGUCACGCCGCACACAACCACGUCCGUGCUGAUUCGCUGGCAGCGACCGGUGGAAGAAAAGAUCAAUGGGAUUCUCCUCGGGUUUCGGAUCAGAUACCGGGAGCUCUUGUACGAUCGUCUCCGUGGUUACUCCAUUCGUAGUAUCACCACUUCCUCAUCCUGGGCUGAGCUUAAUGCGCCUUACAGCAUCCGGAAUCUGAGCGAUCCGACGAUGACGCAAUUCGAGCUGGACAAGCUGAGCAAACACAAGCGCUAUGAGAUUCGGAUGUCUGUGUACAACGCAGUGGGAGAGGGGCCCAGCAGUCCCCCUCACGAGGUUUUCGUCGGAGAAGCAGUUCCCACUGCUCCACCCCAAAACGUAGCCAUCCAAUCCGCCACCGCCACCCAGCUGGACGUGAUGUGGGACCCCCCUCCAGUCGACGCCCAGAACGGGGACAUCCAAGGCUACAAGGUUUACUAUUGGGAGUAUCAGCGUAAAAAUGAGACGGAGAGAUUGCGGACGCUAUUCAUGCCGGAGGGAGGGGUGAAACUGAAGAACCUGACGGGGUAUACCACCUACAUGAUCAGCGUGGCUCCUUUCAACGCCGCAGGGGACGGACCGCGCAGCCAACCCACUAGAGGGCGCACGCAACAAGCAGCCCCCAGUGCCCCCAGCUUCAUCCACUUCAGUGAGCUGACCACCACCUCAGUCAACGUGUCCUGGGGAGAACCCACCUACCCCAACGGCAUCAUCGAAGGCUACCGGCUCAUCUACGAGCCCUCCACUCCCAUCGAAGACUCCUCGGUGGGCUGUGGAGACUGUCUGCACUCCCCCUCACCUCCAGGUGUCAGUAAAACAGUGACAGUGGACGUGAAAGGGACCGGCCCACUGUGGCUCAAACUGAGAGAUCUGGCUGAAGGGGUCACGUACAACUUCAGGAUCAGGGCCAAAACCUUCAUCUAUGGACCGGAGGUGGAGGCCAACAUCACCACAGGACCAGGAGAAGGAGCCCCAGGACCCCCCGGAGAGCCGUUCAUCACUCGUCAUGGUUCAGCCCUAACGAUCCAGUGGAGCAGUGGAGAUCCAGGACGAGCACCCAUCACCCGCUACGUCAUAGAAGCUCGCCCAUCGGAUGAGGGUCUUUGGGAUAUUUUGAUUAAAGACAUCCCACGAGAGGCCACUUCCCACACGUUUAACAUGGACAUUCUGAAACAAGGCGUCAGCUACGACUUCAGGGUCAUUGGAGUGAACGACUACGGCUACGGCUCGCCCAGUCUGCCCUCCCCCUCCAUCUCCGCCCAAAAAGUUCCUCCAUUUUACGAGGAGUGGUGGUUCCUGGUUGUCGUGGCGCUGGUCGGACUCAUCUUUAUUCUGCUGCUCGUCUUCAUCCUCAUUAUAAGAGGCCAGAGCAAGAAGUACGCCAAGAAGUCCGAGUCAGUGUCUCUGUACGUGUGUCCAGGAAACAACUCCAACUGUAACGCCCUGACCCACGGGGACAUGGUCAGCCUGGACGAGGGACGCUUCCCCGCCCUUGAGCUCAACAACCGCCGCCUGUCUGUCAAAAACUCCUUCUGUCGCAAGAACGGAGUCUACACCAGGUCACCUCCAAGACCAAGUCCGGGCAGUCUCCACUAUUCCGAUGAAGACGUCAGCACAAAAUACAAUGACCUCAUCCCGGCGGAGAGCAGCAGCCUCACGGAAAAACCAUCAGAAAUCUCAGACUCUCAGGAGGCGCUGGUGUUUUCAUAUGGGACAGGUGGCCUACAUACACUUCCACUGCAUUUGGGGAGCGACAGCGAGUACGAGGUGGACCCCAACCGCCAGAAGACCCACUCCUUCGUGAACCACUACAUCAGCGACCCAACUUACUACAACUCGUGGAGGCGUCAACAGAAGGGAAUAUCGCGAGCACAGGCUUACAGCUACACCGAAUCUGAAUCUGGAGAACCGGAGCACUGUGCCCCUCCUCCUCUGCCCCCGCUCCCACCUCUGCCCCCCCAGCUCAGCUCCCCCACCCCCCAGCCCCCCCAGCCGCAGGCCCAGGGGCAGCCUCAGGGCCAGGGCACCCUUUUUAGACCCAAAGGCAGCCGGACUCCCACCCCGUCCCAGCAGAGCGCCAAUCCGCCCAGCCAGCACAGCACCCUCUACAGGCCACCCAGCAGCCUAGCACCCGGCUCGAGGGCACCCAUUGCUGGUUUUUCCUCCUUUGUUUGAAAAGCAACAAUUUGGACUUUUAGGUUUUGUGGAAAUACUGAGGAAUGUCUUUGGGAAGUCAACACAAUCAAGUCAUUUGCCUUUGUUUUAUAUACAGUAUCAUUCUUUCUUUUUUAAGUUUUGUCGCAAGCAGUAAUUUUAUAAGCCUAGUUUUUGUGGUACACUUUUACAGUAGAGUUUGAGUUUUUCUACCAUUUUUUUGUUAGCAACAUUUUUAUAUUUUUACUUUGGUCUUGCAUGAGUUUGUUUUUCUAGUACUAAUUUAUAAUACCUACAUCUUAAUUAGCCUUAACGAAGCAUGAACAAAGACCUGUUCCUGGUUUUUACUGUGUAAAAACAUGAAAAACAACUAGUUCAUUUUAAACAGUUUGCAGUGGUCCAAAGUUAUUCCUCACUUACUUUAUGCAUUCUGAGCAUC